AUGAGAUUCUUCAAGAGCGUCAGUGCCGCUGCGGCCGGGAGCUCCCUCAUCACCGCUCCCACCUCCCUGGAUGUCAAGAGUCUAUCGUCGGUCCGAAAUGUCGCGGCUACUCUUGCAUUCGACACCAUGUCCUACUACAAGGGCAACCUCUCCUCGGUGAACUCGAUAAACAUGGGAGACCUCCAGGACCCGUACUACUGGUGGACGGCCGGCGCGCUCUGGGGCGCGAUGCUGGACUACUAUCACCUCACCGGGGAUCCGUCGUACAACGACGUGGUGAUUCAAGCUCUGCUGGCACCGACAAAUCUGGGGACAGAGAACGCCUACAUGCCGGUGGAGCACGAGUUCGAGGAGGGCAACGACGACCUCUUCUUCUGGGGCUCAGCCGCCAUCGCCGCGGCCGAGCGCAACUUUCCGCAGCCGGACCAGUCGCUGCCGUCGUGGCUGGAACUGGGAGCUAACGUCUUCAACCAGCUCGCGGGCCGCUGGAACACGCAGGCCUGCGGCGGCGGUCUCCUGUGGCAGAUUUACGCGUCUAACCCCAACGGCCUGACGUACAAGAACAGCGUUAGCAACGGUGGCUUCUUCCAGAUCGCGGCGCGCAUGGCGCGCGCCACGGGCAACGACACGUAUCUCGAGUGGGCGGAGAAGAUCUGGGACUGGUCCAUGGACAUUGGCUUCAUCGACGCCGACUUGUACCACGUCUACGACGGCGCGGGCAUCGACACCAACUGCACCAAGACGAACCCGGCUUCGUUUACAUACACGAGCGGCAUCUAUCUGCACGGAGCGGCGGUCAUGGCCAACUACACGGGGAAGCCCGAGUGGAAAGAGCGCGCCGAGAAGCUGCUGGACGGUGCCGUCUGGUUCUUUCAGCCGCCGAACGUGACCGCGAAGAUUAUGUACGAGGGGGCGUGCGAGACGGUGGAGAGGUGCAACGCGGACCAGACGACGUUCAAGGGCUAUCUGGCACGCUUCAUGUGGCAGUCGACGCAGAUGGUGCCCUCGCUGCGCAGCAAAGUCGAGAGCUUGCUCGUGACCAGCGCCGAGGCCGCCGCGGGCACCUGCACGGGCGGCACGACCGGCCGCGCCUGUGGCCAGAAGUGGUACGUGGGCAAGUUUGACGGAAUCCCUGGUUUCGGACAGCAGAUGUGUGCGCUGGAGGCGAUCCAGGGGCUCUUGAUCAGCGAGGCGGCGCCCCCCCUUGAGGCCAAGGACAUCAAGGUUGUGCGGGACACGGACUGGAGUGUUGUCGGCAGUGGCAAGGAUAUGCCGACUACGAGGGCGGUGCAGACGACGACGACGACGACGAAGAGGGGGAACGCGGAUGAGGCGCAGCCGACGGAGAAUGCGGCUGGAAGGACAUUGAAUGUCGGAUUGGGGUCUUUGGCGGUUGUGGGAUUGGGAUUGGUGGUGGCUGUUUGA
Molecule: messenger RNA, 1425 nt
Organism: Trichoderma citrinoviride
Lineage: Eukaryota; Fungi; Ascomycota; Sordariomycetes; Hypocreales; Hypocreaceae
Product: family 76 glycoside hydrolase
Exons: 2
Coding region: 1-1425 (474 amino acids)
Biological process (GO): fungal-type cell wall biogenesis; carbohydrate catabolic process
Molecular function (GO): mannan endo-1,6-alpha-mannosidase activity
Source: RefSeq, a predicted model, not a curated record